This is a messenger RNA of Uncinocarpus reesii 1704, 888 nucleotides long. RefSeq lists its product as uncharacterized. Gene Ontology annotation, cellular component: cytoplasm. The record is from RefSeq and is a predicted model, not a curated record. Gene Ontology annotation, molecular function: ubiquitin protein ligase activity; protein-folding chaperone binding. The transcript is spliced from 2 exons. NCBI's taxonomy places the organism in Eukaryota, Fungi, Ascomycota, Eurotiomycetes, Onygenales, Onygenaceae. Bases 1 to 888 code for a protein of 295 amino acids. Gene Ontology annotation, biological process: protein polyubiquitination; proteasome-mediated ubiquitin-dependent protein catabolic process; protein quality control for misfolded or incompletely synthesized proteins.
AUGAGCUAUUUAAAGCGGGUGAUUAUCAAGGCGCAGAGGAGUUUUAUUCUCAAGCGUGAGCAUUUGACUAUUUCAAUUUUUUUUGCGCUACACCUUUUAACUACUAUAUCAUCCAGGAUCCAGAAAACCCCCGGUGACCCUGUUCUCUUCAACAAUCGCGCUCUUGUCCGAAUCAAACUCGAAUCUUGGGCUGGCGCCGAACAUGAUGCCCGCAUCGCAAUAGGCCUCUACGCGCCUAAAAACCCCGCCGCGCUCAAACCACAAUUUUAUCUCUCACAAGCACUCUUAGGGCUCUCUCGCCCUACGGAAGCCUACGAAGUGGCCUUGGCUGCGUACAAAACGAGUAUAGAGACAAAGAAUCCUAAUUCGGAGCCGCUGUCUAAAACAAUACUCAGAGCUAAGCAGGCUAUUUGGGCGGCAAAAGAAAGCGCGAGGUUAAGAGAGACUAAUGAAACGUUGAGACAAGUGGAAGAACUUCUAGAAUCGGACCUGGAGAGGGAAUUAGAACAGCUCCGGCAGCGGUUUGAGGCGGCCGAGAUUGGAGAGGUUGGAUAUGCUGAGGAUCAGAGGAUAUUGCGGGACGAGGCGCGAAAGAAAGUGGAGGAUGUGCGGGAAGUAUUCGCGGCCGCGAAAGGCGGUGAUAUGAAAGAAAGGGUUGUCCCUGACUAUCUCAUCGACAGUAUCAGCUUUGAGAUCAUGCAUGAUCCUGUGGUCACUCCAUCUGGUCAUUCUUUUGACCGUGUCAGCAUCCUUAAACACCUUCAGCAGAAUCCAUUUGACCCCAUCACGCGUAGCCCGAUGACUGCCAAGGACGUUAGGCCGAAUUAUGCACUGAAAGCAGCCUGCGAAGAGUUCCUGGAGAAGAACGGCUGGGCAGUGGACUGGUGA